UGUUGUUGCUUUUGUUUGUUUGUUUGUUUGUUUGUUUGUUUGUUGAUGCCCUAACGCGAUACAACAGCGUCACGUUUUAAGAGGCUAUACGUGGAAUCUUCAAAUAGAAAGUUGGGAUCAUGUGGCUUCGCGUUUCUGCUGUGAAAUCCAGCUCCUCGGCGUGAGCUGCAGGCACGGUGACACAACCACCUCGGGGUCUGUUCAAAAAGAAAAAACAACAACAAUUCUAUUAGUGUGUAUUUAUUUGUGACAGAAUAUGAAAUGACGCCCACUGUCAAGAUUCUCAACAAAUUAACGUAACUGGUCGAGAGGAUUUGUCAAUAACUUCCGUCAAUGUCGUUUUGACUCUGACAUGAAUCGAUCCAUGAACGGUUGUUGUGCCUAAGCAGCUGAUUAACCUCAACUAUCCAUCAUAUGCGACUUUAAGCCCUUUUCUGGAUCCAAACAGUAUGGUUGAGUCUCUGGGCUCUCAACCCGAAAAAUAAUAAUAGCGUAAAAAUCACUGCCUCGUUCACUCAUUUACUUCUCCCUUUUAAAUAGAAAACCAGAUUUCAACUCGUUACUUGACAUUUGGACAUUUACUCAUCAUUUUGCGUCAUCUCUGACAUGUAUUACAAACCAGGAGACCAGUUUUUCUUCUCUUUUCCAACUAACAGUUAUCAUUACAAAAAAAUCACAAGCGCAGUCGUUCUAUAAUCUUUACCAAGUGUUUAUUACUAACAAUGACAACCACACUACCAUAUCAUAAGUCGUCAUUUUAACCCAAACUACAAUGUUUCCCUAACCUUUACAAGGUGGGCAGUAGAAGAAAACAACUUCACAGCAAGGUUAAAGAGCACCACUCUGUUGUUGUUAGCUAAACGUUAACAGGAAAAAGGUGAUUGUAAUUGCCUCAGUUGCUGAAUCAGCCAUUAGCAGUAAUCGCUAUUCCACCAAAAACAAGGAGUCUUAGACAAGGAAUACAUAUGCAAAGUUAGUCGAAAGCAUUUAUUCAGUGUAAGCCCAGCCUUUGUGAGGCAAAUGUAAUAAUGUUAGGUUACUUAAAAAAUGUCAUCCCCACAUUUGCAUAAAAUUAUUACAUUUGCAUUAAAAUGAAUGCAAAUGCUGCUUAAAAAUACAAAACAUACAAACAAACAAAGAGAAUACAUUCCAACCUGCGCACUCCUCAAGAUCAUUAGAUGCACCUUUGUGUUAUUCCAAAAAAAAAUGAUAACUAGGAUAAAGCUGUAUCUUGCUAUAUUGGUAUCAACAAGCAAAAUUAAUAAAUGAAUGAAAUACAGCUAGUAAGUAAACAAAUUCAAUUUAGUUUUAUUCAUUUGGGGUUUUGAAAUAUGUGUUAGUGCGCUCUUUAAAUCAAUCAAUCAUUUAACUUGACUGUCGGAGACUGGCAGAUUGUCAGUCGCCUACAUUACCCAGAAUUCCACGCUGUUUUUUGUUCUGUUUUUUUAACCUCCGUUACUCGUCUGCGUGGCGUUGUUGUUCUUGGUUUGUUGCUGCCAUGCAGUGCUUUCGCUCCUUAUCGCUGUGCUCCAGAAUGAAUCACACGCUCGACUGACACCGACGAGGUUCACGAAGAAGAAAAGCUUGAACAUGAGAUGGAGAUCACUCGGACCAGACCGUCCUUGUUUGGAGAAAUCGGUAAGUAGGUCAGCUGGACUGGACGCCUCGGCAGGCUCAGUUUUUGUUUGGUUUCCCAUAUUUGCAGCACAUGGUCUUGGGUUCUGGACGGACCGGUCAGCAGUGCACGAGGCCGCUGCACAGGGCAGGGCCCUGCAGCUGCAGCAGCUGAUCGAGGCAGGUGCAGCGGUAAACAUCGUGGCUGUUGACUCCAUCACGCCGCUACAUGAGGCAUGUAUACAGGGACAGACCCAAUGUGUCCGACUGCUGCUGGACGCUGGUGCACAGGUGGACGCUCGCAACAUCGAUGGCAGCACUCCACUGUGCGAUGCCUGUGCGGCCGGUAGCCUUGAAUGCGUCAAGCUAUUGCUGGAGUAUGGAGCAACAGUUAACCCUCCGCUGUUUACCUUCUCACCUCUUCAUGAGGCAUGCAUGGGAGGUAACUCAGAGUGUGUCCAGCUGAUGAUUGAUCAAGGUGCUUUCAUGGAGGCCCAUGACUGCCACUAUGGGACACCGCUUCAUGUUGCCUGUGCCAGGCAACACUACGACUGCGCCAAAGUUCUCCUCAGUGCAGGUGCAAAUGCAAAUGCUGCCAAGCUACACGAGACUGCCCUCCAUCAUGCAGCCAAGACAAAGAACGUCGACUUGGUUGAGCUACUUGUGGAAUUUGGGGGAAAUGUGUAUGCCAGGGAUAACCUGAACAAAAAACCCAUCCAGUACACCAGUCUGGGAUCUUGCUGUUACCUCUGCAUUGAGUUCUAUGAGAACACUCCCCUCAGCCUACAGCAAAUCAGCAGAGUGGCGCUGAGGAGGGCUCUCGGCACAAGGGCACGUGAAGUUGUUUCCAAGCUGGGCUUGCCCAAUCGCAUCAUACGUUUUCUUUCUCACAUACCACCUCCAGUUAUUGAAAUCUAGUCUCUAUGAGAAACUUGAGAUGCAGCUCUGAAGAGGGUUAAAUCCAGACCUGGUACAGCACACAUGAAAUAUCUAAACACUGCCAGACUAGUUGGGUGCACAGAGAUUUCACUCAGGCUGUUGACCUAAACUAACUGACGUAACUACUGCGACAUUAGCAGAUUUUUUAAGUGUGAAAGAAAGAAAGUAAAGAAAGGAAAGACACACCUGCUUAUCGGGAAAUCACGACUAACCUGUCUAACCGGACUAACCACAGCAGACAAGUAGCUUCUUUAGCAUCUCACUGGAGUCGUGUUUUCUGGCCACCAAAUGAGUGUGAUAUCUAAUACUAUCUCGUCUUUCACCUCUGGUUUGGUCCACCAGCUCAUUUACUUGAACUCUACUGUUUCAUGCUUGGCAGGUCAUAAACAAUUUGUGCUAAGGCUAAUGGAUGGUUAUGAGAGUUAUGACUCAACCAUACAGUGUGUGUGAAGGCUGAAAGACCAUCACAACUAGGGUUAGGGGCCAUGCACAUUUUUGCACUUGUUACAGCAGGACAAACUACAUAUUUAUCGUGCUUAUUAGUACAGUCUGAUAACCUCAGAUCAUUUUCAUCAUAUCUCAGUCCGCCUCCGAACUGAGAUGAUGUAUAAUCAGCCACAAUGACUGAGCUCAUGUUGCAAAGUUACUUCGUGAACGGCUUUUGGCAGCGGCGCUGACAAAUCACAUCACUCAGUCAAUUGAGUCGGUGUCAAUAUUAGUAAUUCUUCAUUAAUUAUUGCCCUAAUGGAGCCUGAAAUAAAUAAACACGAACUUGGCUCACCCAUCAUGACCAAGUGAGCAUGACUUCGUCAUAGAUCCUGUACUUUGUUUGACCAUGAGGUAACAAGAAGUGAUUCAAUAGGAUUGUAUCAUUGUGUUUAUUUUUACAUAAUCGGUGACUUAUUAUUUUGAAUGUAAAUUUGUAAAUAAUGCGGUUCUACCUCUAUUAAAUUUGUGUAAAUAAAUAGACCAAAAUUAUUUGGGGGGCUUUGUGUGUUUUUAAAUCCUAAGUAUUCUGAAUUCAAAAUUGAUUUAUUUUCUGCUAAUUCAUUUCCAUAUGGCAUUGAAAUAGAUGGAAAUUGCCCUUGGACUUUAGGAAAGAUACAAAAACUCUAUUGUAAACAUUUGAAAUGGUAUGGAGAUGUUAAUUAGGGAGCUUUGGAAGAAAAAUGUGCGACCGUCAGGGUGGUCCAUUGAAAACAAAGUCUGACCAGCGCUUAUACUCAAAAAAGAAAAAUAUAUUUAUGAUUAGACGAGAGAAGUCUGCAGCCAGAACCUGACAUGUAAAUGAGACGCAAGUAAGCAAAGAAAGUAAAUGGAUUCCUUCAGUCUGACUCACAUGAAACACGUCCCAACAUGAGCUGCCGCUACAAAGCUUGACAGGUCGCUAACAAUAUGAAUAUAAACAGAAUUAUACCAAAUAUGUAAAUUUUUAAAGUCGUCUUGUUAGAGUGUGUGACAACAACGAUUGUAUUAUUUUGAUUUUGAUUUUGUUUUAUUUAUUAUAAUAUUUCAUAUUUGUUUUGUAAAUCGUAUGCUGGAGUUGGGCUCAAGUAACGUGUCCUGUAUAAAAAUUGGAAGUGUAUUAAUUUGGAUUUUUGGAAAAUGUUGUCAUUGAAAGGUUGACCCAGGUCUAUCUCCCACACUGGCUUCCCGAAAAACUAGUUUGGAAGUCUGAUGUAGGAUGUCACAUCUCAGAUUGUUAAAUGAAUGCCUUGUGAAGCAUCAAUGUAAUGAACAAUGUACAAUGUAAAUAAAUAAAUAUAAACAUA
This is a messenger RNA of Scophthalmus maximus (turbot), 4325 nucleotides long. Its product is annotated as ankyrin repeat and SOCS box protein 13. Bases 1591 to 2532 code for a protein of 313 amino acids. NCBI's taxonomy places the organism in Eukaryota, Metazoa, Chordata, Actinopteri, Pleuronectiformes, Scophthalmidae. Gene Ontology annotation, biological process: positive regulation of protein catabolic process; protein ubiquitination. The transcript has 7 exons. Gene Ontology annotation, molecular function: protein binding. The record is from RefSeq and is a predicted model, not a curated record.